This is a messenger RNA of Striga hermonthica, 2416 nucleotides long. The record is from the annotation of a GenBank genome assembly. NCBI's taxonomy places the organism in Eukaryota, Viridiplantae, Streptophyta, Magnoliopsida, Lamiales, Orobanchaceae.
CCAAUCUAAACUGUAUGCGCCUAGAUUUGUAAAUUUUCCUCAUACUAUCUAUGUUAUAAGCGAUCUAGUGAAAGAGUUGGGAAAACACAAGAUCAACAUUCUUUAUGGAGGUACUAGUAUCUAUUUCUUUGACCACCUUGUAAUGGCUGCUAAAUGCUUUGAUUUAGAGGUAAGAAGUAUCCUCCCUUUCCAUCUCACUUCAUCAAAAGUUGACAAAGAUUCUGCUAUUUUGAUGAUAACUCUUUCUAUUUAUGAGCGUCUGAUGACUAUGGUUUAUGGUUGUGAUGCUUUCCUCGUUCUUCCUGGUGGAUAUGGAACCUCAAUGACUGUUUUCACUCUUGCUACAUGGGCAGAAAUGAAAUUCUAUACCAAACCUAUUGGUCUGUUGAAUUUCACUAACUUUUUUCAAAUCUUGUUUGGAUUUCUAGAUGAAGGAAUGUAUCAAUCUUUUAUAUCUCCUUCAGAAAGAGAAAUAUUCAAGUCUUCUAACACAUCUUCUGAACUUAUGAAGAAGCUUCAAGAUAGCAUCUCUACAAUUCAAGAUUCGUUGUAUACCAUGUCGAACGUCCUUUGCUUUCAUUGUCCCUUCGUUGGUCUUGGUGGUUGCACGGACAAGGGUGGUAAGGGGCUCACCAAAGCCUCCCUACUUGUUCACCUUCGUGAGAAGCAUUUCACGGGUGAUGCGCGGGCCAUCACAAGAGAGACCCUUACUUCUAAUUUCAAUGUUUUUAGUGCAGCUGAGGUCACUCUUAAGCGUAUGGGUCAUUGGCUUUGUGGAGUUUGUUUUAAAAUUCCUGCUCUUCGCAAACAGUGCCGUCAUAGUGGGGGAUCUGACUCUGUGGCGCCCCCUGAUUGUGGGGAUGGUAUUGUCCGUUUUGUCCUUUAUGAUAUCCCCAAGCCAGAGCCCCCUUGUUCUGCUGAGCUUGUUUUGGCUCGGGGCCUUUCGCAAGAUCCCUCGUGUGGUUUCGAUGUGGGCCUACUUGAUAGCUUAUUUUCUAAGGGGCUUCGCACUGUGAAAUCUAUACCUCCUAAGUGCCGCUUGGGGUUUUCUCGUGUUUUGAUAGGCGCUCUCGACAAGGUCAUUUGUAAGCCAAUUGAUCUCUCUUGCUGGGUUAGUUUGCUUGUUUUGCCAAUUUGUAUCCUCAAGACCUUUCGCCCCCGAAGUUGUCUUGAGUGCAAGUCUGGGACUAAACGUCAAAGGCAAGAAGAGAGCAUUACCGCUGCUAUUAAAUCAUGGGGCGAACCUGGGGGACCGAUGUUUCUGGUUAGGGAAACUUUGGCCGAGCCUUCUCCCUCUUUGGUUGGUGUAGGUGAUGAUGACUUGGAUUUGGUCGAGAGUAGUCUGCGCCAGUGUAAGAGAAAGAUAUGUGAUGGCCAUUAUACCGCAGCGGUUAGGGUCCUCUCUUCCUCUGGCGUUGCCCCUUAUACAGGCGCCACACUUGAGGAGUUGCAGGCUAAGCACCCCUUUUCGCCUCCUCCCUCAUUGCCUCGUUUAGAUGUAGAUUGUGAGGCACCCUCAGCCUCCACCCGUGUUGUUCUUGAUAGCAUUCGGAGUUUCCCUCGUGGUACAUCCUGUGGGCGUGAUGGGCUUCGUGCUCAAUACUUUAUUGAUUGUUUGAGUGGGGCUGCUGCUGCCAUUUCGGAUGAGUUGAUCUGCUCUAUCACGCAUGUGGUUAACCUCUUCCUUGGUGGGGAAUGUCCAGAGGUGCUCGGGGAGUAUAUUGCUAGUGCCCCUCUCACUCCGCUUGUUAAACCUGGUGGUGUUACCGAUUCGGCGGAAUCUGUAUUCUCCUUAUCUCCUAGGCAGGUGGCCUUGUGGAAGUCACAACAGGGUGAUCACGCAUCAGAUUGGCUCCGCGCAGUCCCGAUUUCUGGGUUAGGGCAAACGAUGAAUGGUAAGACCUACCGUGCUGUGCUCUGCUAUCGGUUAAGUGUGCCAUUAUUUUCCAUUUCCAGACCAUGUUCGGCUUGCUCUCGGGUCUUUGACGGGGAUAUAUUUGGUGACCAUGCGGUGUCAUGUGCCGGUGUUGUUGGCAUUAAACAUCGCCAUAACCUUGUUCGCGAUACUCUUUCAGAUGUCUGCUUUCGCUCCGGGAUCUCUGUUGGUAAGGAGGUCGAUAUUGGGCUCCUCGAUGCGCAAGAUAGACCACUUCGCCCUGCUGACUUACUACUUUACUCAUGGGAUAGGGGGCUUGACGUUUGCGUUGAUUUGACUGGUUCCUCGCUCUUGACCCAGUUCGGGAUGUCUGACUUCGUUCCGGGACGUGUUGUGGUUGAUGCCGCUCAGCGCAAACGUGCGAAAUAUGACGCCUUGUGUGCAACUAAGGGCUAUGGAUUUCUUCCAUUCUCUUUCUCUUCUUUAAGGGAGUUGCACACGGAGGCCAUUGGCCUACUCAAGAGGAUACAGAAGUAUUCU